Messenger RNA from Hyposmocoma kahamanoa, 3165 nucleotides. RefSeq names its product zinc finger protein draculin-like. Gene Ontology annotation, biological process: regulation of transcription by RNA polymerase II. Gene Ontology annotation, molecular function: RNA polymerase II cis-regulatory region sequence-specific DNA binding; DNA-binding transcription factor activity. The transcript has a single exon. Lineage: Eukaryota; Metazoa; Arthropoda; Insecta; Lepidoptera; Cosmopterigidae. Bases 183 to 1157 code for a protein of 324 amino acids. The record is from RefSeq and is a predicted model, not a curated record.
CUUUUGUGUUUCACGAUUAAUUUACCUAAAUAUUUCCACGUUAAAUAGGAUAAACAUUGUGUUAAUAGCGUUACCAUCGUUACUGGCGCCGUUCAAGAUAGUUUUGUGUCUUCUGUAAGUGUUUUACGGAUCAAUAUCGCGUCUCUGGCGAAAUGCAUUCAUAGCGUCACUAUAUUUUGCAAAUGGAGACUAAGUCUGGAGUGGGUAUUGAGGACCACUGGAUGAAAGGUAUAAUGGAACCGGCGGGUGAGCAGAAUGACGGGCGGUCGGUUAAACGCGAGAAAAUGCAGGAAAACUGCAAUGGAGCUGAUAUUAACUACGAUAAACAGCAAGAAGUGCGUUAUCGGUGCGAUGAUUGCAAUUUGACAUUCGAAGGUCUGGAAUAUCUGCUAUUACACAAAAGAUUUCAUGGUAAUGAUAAAGAUGGGGUGGUAGUCGAGCCGGAGACUUCGGAAAGGCCUAUAAAAGACGGACAUAAGAAACGCCGUAAGUUUAGAUGUGACCAAUGUGAUGUUAAAGUUAAUUCCCAGUACCACUUGGAUAUACACCGCAGUAAGCACGAAGGCGCAACCUCCAAAAAGUUUAUAUGCGAAGUUUGUGACCGUAGUUUUGUGGCCGCACAAUUCUUGAAAAGCCACAUGCAGACUCAUUCAUCAACAAGUACAAUAAAUUGCGAGAUAUGUAACAAAAGCUUUACUGGACAAGCAUAUUUGAAGUUACACAUGCAAUUACACAAUGAUAUCAAAAAGUUUAAAUGCGGUAAAUGCGAGGAGAUGCUACCGACUAAAAACUGCCUUAAAAUUCAUAUGAAAAAACACACUAAGGUUAAAAAUUUCAAGUGUGAUUACUGUGGAAAAUUCUUUGUGUCCAAAGUUACUAUGGAAAAGCACCGUCAGACUCAUGAAGGGCAGCCUGCAGAUUGCCUACUGAAGUGUACGCAGUGUGACCGUACAAUGCACUCAACAUUACUUAGAACACACAUGGCUCGCGCCCACCCGUCGAACGUGGAAGAUGAUGUAAAACGACCAUUCAAAUGUUCAACGUGCGGUAAAAGCUUCAUAAUGAAAAUCAAUCUUAAUUUACACAUCCGAGUAUGCCAUCCAGAUUUGGCCGAACCAGAAGAUGACGAAGAGGAAGUUAUGACAGAUAAUUCUUAGUUUUUAACUGUAGUUGUAGGUAUAGUCAUAUAACAGACUUUGUCUAUGAAAUGUAUGAAAUGACAUUAUUAGUAGUUCUUCGUCAAGUGAAGAACCAUAGGGUCUAAAUCGCCAUUGUGAUGACCCAUUUGUGAAACUAAUUUAGGUAUAAAGAGUGACAAAUGGAAACUAGUUCUGGUAUUAAGUUUGAAUAGUGUUGGGUGAAAAAGCAGUUACUUUGUCAUAAUUAAUUAAACCGUCAGAAAGAAUCAACAAGACUACACUGGCUGGUGAGACAUCACAGCCAACCCAGGAUCUCAGUAUUUUUAAAAUUAUUAAUUGUUUUAUGUAAUAUUUAGAUAUUAUUGUGAAGAAACCUGCAUAUCAGAGGUUGCCACACACAUUUGACGGUGUGUGAAAUGCCUAGUCUUUUUUAAUUAUACUAAGUAAUAUGACAAACAAGUUGUGCGCCUGGUGGUGAGCAGCACUCCUGUUCGUAACAAUUGCAUUGCCUUAGAACCUUAAAUCACUAAAAUCUGAGGUACACUACCACUGUGCUGAGAUAAACCCAAGUUGACAAGUUCCAUGUGCCUGUAAUUUUACUUUCAUUUCCAAUAUUUUUAAUUUUUUCAAUCUGUAAAUAGAAUGUAUACGUACAUAUGCACAAAAGACCUGUGAGGCAUUGAGCCACAUGAAGUUGACAAGUCCCGUGUGCCCGUAUUUUCACCAGCACAUUUACCCUUCUAAACUGGAACACAGUAAUGCUUACAUUACCGUUUGGCGGCAAAAAUAGAUAAGGUGGUACUUGGACAAACACUUUCACAAGGAGCUUGACUGCUACAGUCUGCAUCGGGAGGACAGUCUGAUUUACUGUGUCCAUAACUUGUAAAGAGGAGACCUGUGAAUAUAAUUAUGAUUAUUACUGCUACUAAGGUGGCUUGGGGCAUUGUCCCCUUUAUCACCCAUAGAAUUUUGACAGAAAAAAAUACGAUCUAAUAUUUCAUACUGCAAAUGAUUCUUCAAGGAAAAAUCCUGAGCCACAGAAGAUGUGGUUGCAUAAAAACCACAUGGCUCCAAAGUACCACGCACUCGUAUGAGCCACAGUUUAACCGGCCUAUGUGGCUAUUGUGGCCAAUCGGCUUCAUUUUUACCAGACGAUUGACCCAAUUAAAAAUUGUUCUAUCAGUAUGACAGAUGAAAUAACGGUAUUACUUCCAUCCCUGACAUUUGUUACUUAAAACAUACUGGAUUCCAUUGUCGCACUUUAGUAAUGUACAGUCUACAAAAUCACUAGACUUUAAGAUUUAAAUACAACUCUAUGCCAUUUAUGUUAAGAAUGGUCCAAAGUAAAAACCCCAGUUUUGCUUGUACUAAAUAAGGUGAAUAUCCCAGUGUUGACAGUUUUCGCAGAUUUCGUCAUGCUGCUAUUUUUUUAUUGUAAAUCCAUAAUUUUAAAAUAAUAAUUUCAAAGGUUUCAUCCCUUGUACAGAACAAGUUUUGUGCAUUUGGAAAUUCAUGCAAUUUAAAAUAUACUUUGGAGUCAUUUAAUUCUUAAAUUUUAUAUUGCAUUUUUUUGCGCGCCUUCAAAUUAGACGCUUGUAGAAGUGCUGAAGUGGAUGUCAAACCGUAUGAAUGACAACCACUGAGCCGGAAAUAAUGGUAAGAAAUAGUGUUGCAACAAAUACUUGAUGAUACACGCAGGUGUCAUAACGGAAACAGAAAUAAAUAGAAAGUAAUGCGGAAGCGGAAGUGUAAAUAAGCAUGCCUUCAAAUUAGACGCUUCUAGAAGCGCUGCAGUGGUGCGGCAACCACGCGUCUAGUGCUUCAGUAAAUUUUAGCUCACUGAUUGUGACUGCAACAGCUGUGCGCACGCGUUACAGCAGUGGCGAUGCAACUGCGCUUCUAAAUAUUGAUAGGUAAUUUACAGGUUAGUUUUUCUCUUCCUAAUUUCGGUGGCAGUUUUUAUUUAAGUAUUCGAGUAAAUUAUCAAAUAAUAUUUCAGUUUACUAAACUAGAAUAAUAAAUAAUA